Molecule: messenger RNA, 2784 nt
Organism: Poecilia reticulata (guppy)
Lineage: Eukaryota; Metazoa; Chordata; Actinopteri; Cyprinodontiformes; Poeciliidae
Gene: rnf208
Product: ring finger protein 208
Biological process (GO): protein ubiquitination
Molecular function (GO): ubiquitin protein ligase activity
Source: RefSeq, a predicted model, not a curated record
GCAGGCAGGAGGGGGCGGGCAGGCAGAAUAAACUACAUGAAUAAGAACUGAGCCAGAAGCACAGAGGAGACAGAGCACUGUGUGUGUGUCUGUGUGUGUGUGCGUGCGCAUGUAUGCAUGUGUGAGAACACUGCGCAUGUGUGACUGAGCGGACUGUGCAGGAGAAAGAGCAGUAAUGAACGCCAGCUGAGGGAUGACAGCAGGGGAGAGGGAGAGAAGGAGAAGACAGAGGCUCACCUGAAGACGAGAAGAAGGCGGCAGUGAGAAGAAAGGAGGACAUAGUGGGGUGACAUUUGAGAGAUAGAUAAGCUCGAAUGAGGUAAAUGAUGUGUGAGUAGAAGCAGACAGACUGGGAUGGAGAAAAGGACACAGGAAGAGAGAUUUCAGCUCCAACUCGAAGGAAAAAGACUGGAAGAGUGAAGGAGACCGAGACCAGAGAGCCGAUGAUGCUGAGCCUGAUGAAGGCAGACUGAUGUGUCCACCUUGCAACAGCUUCCUCCAUCUUAACAUUUCCUCCAUGUUGUUGAUGCUCUGAGAACAGAGACGGACAGGAGAGAGGAAGACAGCAUCCUCACCCCGGCGACAAAGAAGGCAAAGCGGUUUGUCAUCCAACACAAACAGCUCAUUGAGGCAACAAACGACUGGACUAUGACAACCACGUAAAGCGGACAGAUAAAUGGACCAAAGGAAUCUGUCACACUGAAAAAGGAAACAACACACCGUAGAGGCAUCUGUAAAACUGUUAUUUUCCCUUCUGCGUAGUUAUGACGACUGUCUGAGAGUUUAAAUACAAAGAAGUUCGUCAAUCCCACCUCUGAAAAAUUCAAAGAGCAAUUCCAACACAUCUCGGGAGUAUUAUACAACACCUCCACAAAAGACGCCCUUCCUACUGCUAUCAAGAAACCAAGAAAAGGGGUCAAACAAGCUCUACUGAUCAGACUGGACCAACAGCAGAGAGACAGACAGAAAGGCCUUCUUUCAUUCUUUUUUUCGAUCUUUCUUACACACUCAAGUCAACAUCUGACGUAGCCAAAAACAUAAAGCUCAAUAGUUGUUUAAGUGAGGAAAAAAUGUGUUUCCUUUUGCAAGUCACAGGAUAAAUUGCUAGGAAAUACUUCUGGACCUUUAUGAACUGCCUAUAGUCAACCUACUGAGUGAAUUUAAAAAUUCUUAUCCUGUGCUGUGUAUGUAUGUGUAUUGACCAUCUGGGUGCUGAAGUAUUUACAAUUCCUGUGUACUUUGUAGAUAUCAGCGAGAGCACAGGAACACCAACCUAAGUACUGUUAAAACACAAAAAUCUGACUGCAUAUAGUCAAUAUUUAUCAAGUUCUGUGAACUAGACUGUUAAAUAAUAUACAAUAAUUAUGGGUUUAUUUAUAUUAUAAUAGGUUUGCUAUUGCAGGGUUUGAGGUACAUGUAGCUGUUGGCUGAGUUUUUCAUUCAUUGACACUCAGACUGACAGAAGCACCUUGAAGGGCAGAUCUUUGAAGGGAACAUGGAGGCAUCCAUCCGUCCCCACGUCCCAUCUAAUGGCUGACUUCAAAGGAGGAUAUUAAUCUUCUUCCCCUUGUACAAGAGCAAGGAGUGUCCAGCGCUGAUUAGAGCUACAGCCCAUCUAUCUCAGAACUCCAAAGCCUUGCGAAUGUCCUGCCUCAGGCGUCAGCCGCUGGCCAUCCCCAUGGACACGGUCAAAAUCAUCCAAUCGGAGAAAUUUCCCAGAGAGUGCCCCGUUCCAGUCACUCAACCUCGGUAUGCCCCAGCUCCAAGAGUGGCGUGGGAUGGCGGUGGUGAGGGUGAAAUCAUCGUCAACCAGGCCUGCAGUGACCUGACACUGGACAUAGCACCGUCUCCCAGGCCAAUGGUGUCUCCUCCGGCCCCACUGCUGCGCAGGGAACACAGCUUCCUGGCGCAGCGCAAAACCAGUGCCAAUGAAAUCUGCUACCAUCAGUUCCACUACAAGAUGGAAGACGUCAUAGUCAACCAGUACGUGAUCCGUUCCUCCUCCACUUCUUCCUCCACUUCCUCGUCCUCAUCUUCAGGCCCCGUCAUGCCGUGCGAGCCCCUGGAAUGCCCCACCUGUGGUCACACGUACAACUUUGCGGGGAAGCGUCCGCGGAUCCUCUCCUGCCUGCAUUCGGUGUGUGAGGAGUGCCUGCAAAUCCUCUACGAAUCAUGUCCCAAGUACAAGUUCAUCUCCUGCCCCACAUGUCGGCGCGAGACGGUGCUGUUCACUGACUAUGGCCUCGCUGCUCUGGCCAUCAACACCAGCAUUCUGAGCCGCUUGCCCUCCGACCCCAACGGGCCCGUGCAGUGGGGCGGGGAGGCCGACCGCAGCUGCUACCAGACUGUGCGUCAAUACUGCCAGUCAGCCUGCACCUGCCAGAUUGCCAACCCGUUGUCCUCCUGUGGCAUCAUGUAGACAAGAGGGAGAAGGUGAGGACACUGCAGACAAGACUCAAUGCUGCUCCCCACCAACACCACUCUUUUCAUCUAUAAGCUAAACCCUUUCUGCCAAGCCCCCCUCUCUCACAUGUACAGUAAAUAAAUCCCUUCAUAGAUGUUAUCUCUCUAUAUUUAAUAACACAGGUGGAUACUGUGUGGGACUUAUGGAUGCUGGUGAUCCAGUACGAAGUAAAUAAAUGUAUUUUAUGUAUGGACUGGAAAACUAUUCACUGUCUCUCAUUUGGUUGGAUGUGUUUGUCAUGACAUCUCUUUACAUGGGAAUGCCAGGGGAGGUAUGUCCCCCCCAACCUAGGAGAAUACAAAUUAAAUAAAUAAAAAACA